Paramecium octaurelia is the source of this 441-nucleotide messenger RNA. The record is from the annotation of a GenBank genome assembly. Lineage: Eukaryota; Ciliophora; Oligohymenophorea; Peniculida; Parameciidae.
AUGGAUAUCUAUUAAUCUAAUUUAUGUUCAACAUAUGUAUUCUAACUUAGAUAGGCUGGAAUUAAGCCUGUACUUUCCUUGAUUAGUUAUGCCAAUGUUAAUUAACUUGAAUUGAAUGAUUAAGUACAACUGGAUAAACUUUUCCAUGAAAUUCUAAGCAAUAAUGCUUAUCUUUUGUCAUAUAAUGAUAUAGAGUAAAUUAUCUAGGUAUAGUUGAAAAAAUAAUAUUUUGAGAAGAUAUUAUUUUUGUUAUUAAUCUUAGUUUAUGUUCAGAGUUAAGAUUAAAUGAAUCCAUUUUCAAUGCCCUAAUUUCUGUAAUAUUAGAGAAAAGAAUGGAAUUUUAGAAUUUAAUGUGGUUUAUCCACUUCACAUGAGACAUUAAUAGUUUUAAAUUAUGGAGAAACUACACCUAAUUUAUUAAUAUGGCAUAAAUAUUAUUGA